CAUACACACCUCACAUUUACAUUUGGAAAUGGUAUUUACAUCCUUAUUUCAUUUUCUUACAGCACGCACGGGUGAGUUCACUGAUCCGUGGCACCUGUAUCAUCUACUGGAAGACAUACACAAACUCCUAUGACAAAUUCCUCAUGUACGCGCGCAUCUCACAUACAAAUCGAGAAGGUAACCAGGUGGUUGACAUCUUGGCAAACAGAGGAGCGGAAAAAAUAUCUGGUAUCUGCAAAGAGUGAGAGAUGGCUCUUGUGGAACGACACCAAAUUUGUACGGGAAUAAAGGUCGAAGAAUUUGUGUUCUCACCAACAAUAAAACCACCAGGAUCAAUAGAUUCCCUAUUCCUAGGCGGCGCAGGGGUAAGGGGAGUUUUGAUCCAAGGCGAGUUCAUCAAAGUUACAGCAAUAGGUAUCUAUCUAGGAGAAGAAGCCAUUCCUUCACUCUCCCUUAAAUGGAAAUCCAAAACUUUACAAGAGUUGUAUGAUGACCUCGAAUUCUUCAUGGACAUUGUUACAGGUCCAUUUGAAAAGAUGACAAAGAUUACAAUGAUCUUACCAUUAACGGGGCCUCAAUACUCAGAAAAAGUGAUGGAGAACUGUGUCACUUACUUGAAAGGUAGAGAAAUAUACACAGAGGAAGAAGUCAAAGCAGUUGAGAAGUUCAUGGACAUCUUCAAGAAUGAAACUUUCCCCCCAACCUCAUCCAUUCUCUUCACUCUUUCACCUCUCGGAACUCUUACGGUUGGGUUCUCAAAUCAUGAUUCCACGCCUGACGUAGAAAAAGCAGCUGUCAUAGACAACAAGGCAUUGUCAGUGGCGGUUCUCGAGUCAAUCAUUGGGAAGAAUGGGGUUUGUCCCCCUGCGAAGCAGAGUUUAGCUGUGCGCAUCUUUGAACUCCUCAAGGGCCAUCCUAAUAUUCCUGAGUAUAGAAUUCUGUAAAAGAAAAAGAAAAAACAAACCUGUACCGCAAGGAUUCCUACAAAAAUCUAUAAAU
Messenger RNA from Papaver somniferum (opium poppy), 999 nucleotides. RefSeq names its product chalcone--flavonone isomerase-like. The record is from RefSeq and is a predicted model, not a curated record. NCBI's taxonomy places the organism in Eukaryota, Viridiplantae, Streptophyta, Magnoliopsida, Ranunculales, Papaveraceae. Gene Ontology annotation, molecular function: chalcone isomerase activity. Gene Ontology annotation, biological process: flavonoid biosynthetic process. The transcript is spliced from 5 exons. Bases 249 to 944 code for a protein of 231 amino acids.